UUCAAAAUAAAGGUGGAGAGCCUUCAGUUGUUAACACAAUUUUAUUCUGAAAUAUUUGCAGGACAGUGUUGUGGAAAAGGCAGUGACUUGCACGGCUCCAUUAAAUUAAUAGAAAACAGGCUCGCUAACCUUUUUCUGUCUCCAUGGAGAGAGAAAGGGCUGGUAGUAGCAGCACAGCGGCAACAUCGAGUAGUAAUGCCUCAACAGUUCAGCUAAAUUAGAUAGCAGGCAGUAAGGCCGUAGAGGCAGUAAGCCGUAUAUAGGCCCAUUAGUAGGGUGCCCAGCAGCGGGUGAAAGACAGCCCCAGAUUCACUCUUGUUGUGGAACAGCUCUGUCCGACUGGCGUUAAGCCUCACUUUAUUUGCAUUUUUCCGGCGGUGUAUUUUGUACCAUUUUGUAGCUUCUUCUUGGAUCCGUGCUUACAACCUUGCACCUGGUCACUACCUUUUUAUAGAGGUUGACACCCAGAAACGUUCCGAACUCAGCAAAAUCCAGCCAGAGACCCACAGACAGAUGGUGAAUCAUGAACUAAUGACCUCUGAGCACAGGUUGAUGUCUGUGAAAACAGGUUGAAGCAAGAUUACUUUGGGCUCUAUAUUCAAGGUCGCAUCAGGGACCUACAAAUAACGCUUGACUGACGUCAGCAGCGGGUCCAGUCAGUAGAAAGACAGCAUCUCCUCCUCCCAGCUCUGCUCGUGCCGCUGCUGUUGGCCCCCGUGCAUCCGAGGAGGACUUGUGAUCCAUUCUAUUGUCUUGCUGUUUUCGGGACUAACACCAUGGGGAGAUUAGAUGCGCUUCGGCAGCUUAAUUUGAUCAAAUGGCUUAGAGAGGAGAGACAGUCGAGGAAACUGAGUCUCUUCAUUGUUUUCGUCGCUCUGCUCUUGGACAACAUGCUGCUGACUGUAGUCGUUCCCAUCAUACCCAGCUACCUGUACAACCUGGAUGAGUCACCAGACGUGAUGUUGAAGAACAACACCCUGUCGCAGCAGGGUCCUCCAGCAGCCUUCCACAACAUCGUGUCCUUAUACGACAACACCAUAAGGUCUUCAGGCUCCAACACCACAGCUAGGACUACUGACAUGGUCCCUACGCCUCCCGCUGCUACAGAGCUACCACACAACUCCUCAGACUGCCCCCAGUCUACCAGCAAGCUGCUUGAUGAGAAUGUCAAAGUGGGAAUGCUUUUUGCCUCCAAGGCCACCGUACAGCUGAUUACCAACCCCUUCAUAGGGCCACUCACAAACAGAGUAGGAUAUCAACUUCCCAUAUUCGCUGGCUUCUGUAUCAUGUUCGUAUCUACUAUCAUGUUCGCCUUCUCAUCGAGCUACACACUGCUGUUUCUGGCCAGAUCGAUGCAAGGUGUGGGCUCCUCCUGCUCAUCUGUGGCUGGGAUGGGAAUGCUUGCGAGUGUGUACACCGAUGAUGAGGAGAGAGGCCAUGCUAUCGGGAUCGCCCUGGGAGGUCUGGCAUUGGGAGUGCUAGUUGGACCCCCAUUCGGCAGUGUGAUGUACGAGUUUGUUGGGAAGACCGCACCUUUCCUUAUUCUGGCGUUCCUGGCUUUGUUUGAUGGAGCUCUGCAGCUCAUUGUUCUUCAGCCCACCAAGGUGGAACCAGAGAGUCAGAAGGGGACCCCGCUGUUGACACUAAUGAAGGAUCCAUACAUUAUAAUCGCAGCUGGUGCCAUUUGUUUUGGAAACAUGGCCAUUGCCAUGCUUGAGCCAACGCUGCCAAUCUGGAUGAUGGAGACCAUGUGUGCCAGGAAAUGGCAGCUAGGCGUCGCUUUCUUACCAGCGUCCAUCUCCUACCUUAUUGGAACCUACAUCUUCAGCACGUUGGCACACAAGAUGGGGAGAUGGCUUUGUGCUCUCAUUGGAAUAACCAUGGUUGGAAUCAGUGUGAUAUGUGUUCCACUUGCCAAAGACAUCUACGGUCUGAUUGUUCCAAACUUUGGUGUUGGUUUUGCUAUUGGCAUGGUGGACUCCUCUAUGAUGCCUAUCAUGGGCUACCUGGUGGACCUGCGACAUGUGUCUGUUUAUGGAAGUGUGUAUGCCAUUGCUGAUGUGGCUUUCUGCAUGGGAUUUGCUUUAGGUCCAUCUAUCGGGGGAGCCAUAGCUGAGAGUAUUGGCUUCCCCUGGCUGAUGACCAUAAUUGGGAUAGUGGAUAUUAGCUUUGCUCCUCUCUGCAUCUUUCUCAGGAAUCCACCGGGACAAGAAGAGAAAAUUGCUAUUUUGAUGGACACCAACUGUUCAAUGAAGACACGGUCCUACUCCACACAGGGAACGUACUACCAGGGUGAGAACAUGGAUCCAGAAUAUGACGAUUAUGAUUAACAGGAAAGCAGCUACGCAGGUUAACCCUUCAGAGGAUCUAUUUUGUUGUAAAAAAAAAAAGGAACACAGAAGAAAAAAACAGUAAUUUAACAAAUACAGUCCAGAUAUUUCCAUGUGAAUGUCCCGCAUUCUGUCUUCACUGUUCUUUGUCCUUUUAGAAGUUGUACUGGAGCAAACCAAAGUUGUUCUUGAUCUGUGGUUGCAAGCGCAUUGUGUGAGAGAGAUUUUUUUUUAGCCGACAGCCUUAUUCAGUAGAGAGAUGUGUCAAAAAGCACUUUUUAGGUCGUAGAAGGGUGCUGGGCAACAAGUACGCUUUGCUGGUUUAUUUUGGAUACAAUUCUUUCUUAAUUUAUGUGUCCGCUAUUUAAAGUCUCCUUUCUAUUUACUGUUCGUCCAUGAUACUGUGUAGAAUAUUUAUUAACAGACCUUGUACAAGUUGGUAUUAUAUUGGGUAAUUGUGUGGUAUGUCAAGAAGCUGUUUUUUGUUUGACGUCCGGGUAGACUGGUUGGUCCGAUCUAUGGUCCUUGUUUGCAUUGAUGCAGCUACAGAAGUACAUACUUAGGACUUUCCCUGCCCACCUGUUCUGGCUGAACUGCGUGUGGAAGUCAACACAUUUGAGCUGCUUGAGAAAAGGAUGAGGAAUGUUUUCUAAAACAACAUAGAUACAUGAUGUCCUCCUAUGAACAGAAUCUACAGAACCUUGCAUUAUGGCAACUUCGGUUAAAAAGAUCAUUUAAAGUUGCUGUCCGUAAUGUUAUUUAAUAAAUCAUUAAUACUGUAAAUUCUCAAAUAGUGGCCUUUAUUUACCUCAGUGGUCGGGAGAACCAGGCCUAGAACAGGCUCUAUGCCUAGUUUCCUCUGUUUUCCAGUUUAAACAAAUUCAAACUUGUGUUGUCUUGAUAUUCAUAAGUCCAUAUCCAGUCAGCAAGUGCAUUUUCACAGCAGCAAUUCCAUCAAUACAAGGUCAAAGUCAACAACAAAGUCAUGUUCUACUCACCAGUAUGCUGCACUGUGUCUGCAAGAGCGUUUCU
Anarrhichthys ocellatus (wolf-eel) is the source of this 3362-nucleotide messenger RNA. It is a transcript of the gene slc18a2, whose product is annotated as solute carrier family 18 member 2. The transcript has 18 exons. Lineage: Eukaryota; Metazoa; Chordata; Actinopteri; Perciformes; Anarhichadidae. Gene Ontology annotation, biological process: xenobiotic transport; transmembrane transport; aminergic neurotransmitter loading into synaptic vesicle. The record is from RefSeq and is a predicted model, not a curated record. The coding region runs from base 777 to 2330 and encodes 517 amino acids. Gene Ontology annotation, cellular component: synaptic vesicle membrane; terminal bouton. Gene Ontology annotation, molecular function: serotonin:sodium:chloride symporter activity; xenobiotic transmembrane transporter activity.